UCAACCAUCAACAUCUUAGGGUCUGAUAUAUCAUUUCAUGUAAUCCAAUUACACAGCUUGGGGUUUCCUGAGCAAUAUUUCUACCCAAGAAAGGAUCUUGACUUGGGGCUACAAAGCUUCUCGUGUAAGAGAGGACAGGAUGUGAGAGGGACUGGAGCUGCAGGGCUGUGGAACUUGUGGCUCAGAUGGCUUCUCACACAGCCACUUGCUAUUUUGAGUGCCCGUGCUGUGUGUGGCGUUGAAAAUCCCUGAUACGGCUUUCUUCAUACAGAUCCUGGGUGUUGCUACGUUAAGGUGAGCGCUGCAAGAUUUUGCAUGGCAACUAUUACAGUAUUUGGCCAUUUCCUCUGCUAAUAGGAAGAUUCUCUGCAAAUGACAGGAACAGGGUGAAUAGCGAAAGUGAAAAUCGCUUUAUCCCAGCACGGAUGCCGUGUCCUCACACCCACGAUCCCGGGCUGAGCUGGCUGUCCCGCGUGUGGAGCUGCCGCCGCUUCAGAGAGCCGAUGUCAGAGGAGCGCGGCGGGCAGGAGCGGCCGGAGAGUCGUGAAGAAGAUGACAGAAAAGUAAGGAGGAGAGAAAAAAAUCGAGUUGCUGCACAGAGGAGCCGGAAGAAGCAAACUCAGAAAGCAGAUAAACUUCACGAGGAAUAUGAGUCUCUUGAGCAAGAAAAUACCUCCCUGAAAAGAGAAAUCGGAAAGCUAACAGAUGAAAUGAAACACUUGAGUGAAGUGUUGAAGGAUCAUGAAAAGAUCUGUCCACUAUUGCACUGCACCAUGAACUUUGUAACCAUACCAAGGCCUGAUGCACUUGCCAGCUGCCUACCAAGAUGAGUGCUCUCCUUAAUCACCUCUCAAUGUGAUGUGUGAAAAUGCCAUUAACAGGUAUGAAGAACUGCCUAGUGUGUAGUUCUUCCAACAAAGAGGGCUGGACUCGACCACAGCUCUACUCCACAUUGAAAUGUUACAGUCUUCUGAAUCUCAGGAAAACACCAGUAUGGAAAAAAAGACAAUUUGAACAGCAGCUUCUAACUUGGUAGACUCUUCAAGCCAUGUUUUUGCCUUUGAAAAUGUCAAAGUGCCGUGCAGCCCACUAUGGAGUGAUGGAGGGGAAAAGUAUGGACAGGGACGGGGAAAAGUACCAACCUCAGACUGGGAUGCCUUUCUCCCACACAUCCACUGCCAGUAACCCUUUGUCACUUGUCACCUAUGCAUGUCAUGAUCUGGCUGCUGGGUUUUAUCUCUCUAAACAGGUUUGGUUAAUAAAAGCAAUGUCUCAUCUCUAUAAUGUUCUCCACCUUCUUUAAUAAUCCAUGUCUUUAUAGCAUCUCUGCUUUCCAUUUGCUGGUCAAUCCCAAAGUCUAGUGUUAAUCUUCAUGUUAGUUGUUCUAUUAUUUACUUAUCACCUCUUCAUUGGUUCCUCUUUUGAAGUGUGUGUAGCAAAAGAAUUUUCUUAGUCUUUAAUAUUCCAAAUCAUCAGCCCUGCUGGCAUUAGUCCUUGGAGUGUUUUAUAUCCUAAAAUAUGGCUUGCUCAGUUUCUGAUAAUGAUUGUCUGUUCUGUGUGGAAGAAAAGCAAACAAAGUUUGAUGGCUUUAAACACUGUUUUAAAAAGCAGAUUUUAAAAUUUACUCUUUUAAUGCACCUACUGGAAAUGAACAAGUAUCUUCAUCCUUUCUUCAUCUUGCGUAUUGCCUCUGGAAGAUUAUGGCUGUGGAUUGAGUUUUGCUAAGCAUUUUGUUCUAUGUCCACACUGAAGGUGUUUGAUAAUUGCUUGAAAGAAAAACACUCAGUUUUCUUUUUCUUUUUAGUUACAAAAAGGAACUAUGAUUGCAAUGUUAUUGAGAAAUACACAGAAAAAUGUGUUUACUUUCCCUGAAGAUUCCUAAUAGUGUCAACCUCUUGAAAUGUGGAUGCUGUAGCUUGGGAUCCAGCAAAGAGUCUUUUUCUCACAGUAUUUCACAGUCAAAGAGCACCUUUGGAUAAUAAAAAUCUCCUCCUCAUUGCCAACUCUCUCA
Lonchura striata (white-rumped munia) is the source of this 2011-nucleotide messenger RNA. The record is from RefSeq and is a predicted model, not a curated record. NCBI's taxonomy places the organism in Eukaryota, Metazoa, Chordata, Aves, Passeriformes, Estrildidae.